Ornithodoros turicata is the source of this 6669-nucleotide messenger RNA. RefSeq names its product atrial natriuretic peptide receptor 2-like. The transcript is spliced from 19 exons. Gene Ontology annotation, biological process: cell surface receptor protein tyrosine kinase signaling pathway; multicellular organism development; protein phosphorylation. Gene Ontology annotation, cellular component: signaling receptor complex; plasma membrane. Bases 806 to 4687 code for a protein of 1293 amino acids. The record is from RefSeq and is a predicted model, not a curated record. NCBI's taxonomy places the organism in Eukaryota, Metazoa, Arthropoda, Arachnida, Ixodida, Argasidae. Gene Ontology annotation, molecular function: transmembrane receptor protein tyrosine kinase activity; ATP binding.
CCAAGCAGACGGCACAUGCUUCUCAUUGCGGCGUGCGCUCGCAUGGCGGGGACACCAUGUUCAACGCACUCGUCUCAUGGAUGCCACGAGUCCCUAUCACUCUGUGUCGCGCUGUUCUGUCAUGCGUCUUUCACUUCGUUGGAACGACGUAGUGUCGGCUGCGAGUGCACUAUGUGCUAGCACAACUCAUGAAGGAUGUUUAGCGGCUUGGCCCGACACUGAUAACGAUUUAUCAAGUUGAAGCUGACACCUUCAUUUGAUUGCCAACUGAUGAUACCGGUUGGCAGCUUGACUGGGGGGGUAUGGCGCAUGUUAUUCUUCGAGAGUUGGUGUGUGCGAAGUUGAGGCAGUCGGUGAUGCUCAGUUCUUGAAGGAUUAGUGUUGAAACCAACUGUAACGAAGCCUGCUUCAAAGUUGUGUUCUUUUGUGUGUCGAUGUGAAUAAUUGUGGAUAAGCUGUGGUGGUGUCAUGCAGACUUCGUAUCUUGACGUGUUCGCAUCGAAUUGACGGACUCUCAAGAAAGUGAGUAGAGCCUCAGGAAGACUGCUUCCACUAGUUCCCUUUGAUACCGUGCUGUGGCAAUGGACAGGGACGUUCGUUCACGGUCACAAUAGUUUAGCAGUGUGUGCCACGAACUGACGCGACUACGUCAGCCCCUCUCCUAGUGCCGGCUUUGUGCUGCAGCAGGGUGUUCUACAUUCUCUCAAGGGCGCUAAGUGAAUGGAUCCAACACCGGGCGGCGACAGCGGGCACAAAAAGUCGGUUGCAACGUUACCGAUGCUACUGCCAUGGGUGAGGCACUAACAUGAGGCUGUCGGGCGCGUUGUACCUGCUGGCGGCAUUGCUGAGUGUCCUCUUCUGCUGCAGCCCUGCCCAUCCAUACGGCUCCAAAAACUGCUUCUACAGAAGGGAGGGUAUCAAGCUUCCAACAAAGCGCAUUCUAUACGUCAAAGGACAACGACACAAUAUCGUGGUGGAGGUCAGCCGACGGCCGACGCACAAGAUCGUCUCGCACAUGUUCAAGAUCAUGGUAGAGGAACUUCUCGGAUACGAAGGCGUGGAACUACGAACCUUCAACACUUUUGACGCCAAGCAAUCUUUGAGGCGGAUCGCUGGUUGCGACAAGCUCUCGAACUGCACGAAGGAAGAUUACAUACCCGAAGUGAUGAUCAAUUUGGAGCUGUGGAUGGGUCCUGGUUCCAGUUUGGAGCCCUGGCUAGGUACAGGUCGUGUUCUCGACUGCGGUCCGCUUGGACCAAUCGGCAGGUCUGGUUGGUUCAUGUCGAUGAAGACGGUGGAUAAAUUCUGGACGGAAAACCGCAUUCUGCUUGACCACUGGAGGACAUUCCAAUUGGAGAAGUCUGUGAGUAGUCUGGACCUCUUGGAUGAUCCGAUGCUACACCAAUACACGCUCAACCCCAACGGUGCCACUCACCAUUGCUCCGAGACAGAGUGUCAUCGAGGAAUCUACAUGCCACCCAUCUGCCAGUCACAAAAGCCCCGGAAGCGUUCCUGUGCAACCCUCAUUGCCGACUAUCCCGAGACGACAUUCGACCUGCUGACGGAACAGAUCAAGAAACUGAAGCUACGGGUUAACGUCGCCUGGGUGGGUAAACGACUUGAAGAGUACGUGGGCAACCUUCUGCGAAAAGGCGAUCCGGUCGUCUUCUACAACUGGAAGCCCAACACUCUGACAGCGUUCCACAACGUCACGCAUGUCGCCUUUCCUCAGUGCGAGGACGGGAUUCUGCCCGCCUACCCUGGCGCGCCCAAGUGCCCUUACGAAGUCAAUCAUAUGGAAAAAGUGGUGUGGUCGAAACUACGAGAGAGCGCCGCGGACGUGUAUGAGCUGGUCCAGAAGAUGACUUUCACUCAGUCGGAGUACCGUGACCUGCUGCGCUUGUACCGGGAUGAGUGGGAUCGCAUAAGCAACUUCUCAACUAUAGCCUGCCUCUUCUUGGAGCAGCACGAGCAGCUUAUACACAAUUUCUCGCCGUCUCACGUUGGCGAUAAGCCGACUCUCUACAUCGGCGGCAUCUUUCCUCUGUCUGGCCGCUAUAACCGCAUGAACGGCGUCGUCACCGCUGCCCACAUGGCAAUGGACGCCGUCAACAGGGAUGAAAAUGUGCUCAACGAUUUCAAACUGACGAUUUUAGAGCAAGACGGUCAGUGUCAACAAGAUGUCGUCAUGAAGAGGUACAUCGGAUACGUCACUAACGCCACCUACAACAAUCUCAUUGGAAUCCUCGGUCCUGCCUGCACGGACACCUUGGAACCUAUCGUGGGCGUCGCAAAGCACUACAACACGGUCCUCAUCAGCUACAGCGCCGAGGGCGCCCUCUCUUCCCGUAGGGAUCGCUAUCCCUACUUCUUUCGAACCAUUCCGGAAAAUCUCAUGCACAGGUUCGUGUAUCUCAAGCUCUUCGAAGAAAUGCGCUGGCAUCGCGUGGCAGCUUUGACCGAAGAGGGCCAUAAGUACAGCGAGUAUAUCAACCUUCUGCAGGAUGACAUGCACAAGCACGGCAUGAACUUUCUCACCAACCGCAAAUUCCCGCACGAGGAGAGUCCACAUAAUAUGUCUCGCUACCUGGUCGACCUGAAGGACCGAAACGCUCGCAUUAUCAUCGGAGGCUUCUACGAUGCAAGUGCUAGAUCCGUAAUGUGCGAAGCAUACAAGCAGGGAAUGACUGGCUUUCAAGGGUACCAGUGGUUCCUGCCGCACUGGCUGUCGUCAGAUUGGUACGAGACUACCGAGUACAACAAGAAAAUGAACGAGACUGUGCCCUGUACAACGGCAGAGAUGAGGGACGCUGUCCAGGGUCACAUGAUUUUGGGCACCCAGUAUUACGCUGACGAUGAUGCAAUCAUGCAAGAGAACAAGACUGUGCGGGAAUGGAGGGCCCUCUACAAGCAACUAGUAGUUAACCAAGGUAAAGUGGAGGCCAGUAAUUACGGUGGCUUUGCAUACGACGCUGUGUGGGUGUUCGCUCUGGCUCUCGAUGCACUUUUUAAGGGGAAUCAUAGCCACACUUCGACCCUUCAUGAAGAAGAAACUUUUCAGAAACUCAUCGCUCUCAUCAACGCAACCAACUUCAACGGCGUCUCGGGCAACGUACGCUUCCGGCGGUCGAGUCGUCUCGCCGACGUCAUUAUCUGGCAGUGGGUGAACGGUACCCAUCGGCACGUGGGUACCUACACCCCUGGUAUGGUAGAUGGCGCCGGCGUUCUUCAUCUCGCCCGUACGCUUCCCAGUCUCGAGUACGUCUACUGGCCCAAGGGCAAGAACCAGGGAGACGGCAGUGAAGAGCCCAAUACUUGUCCACUGGAGGCACUGCGAUACCUCAUGAACGUCAGCUGUGACGUAGCCAUCAUCGUUGCCAACCUACUUGGAUUCUUCUUUUUCGCCCUUGUCAUGAUAGCUGGCUUUGUAUUCUUCAAGCGGAGGUACGAAGAAAAGGUCAAGCGCACAGAAGCUCGGAUACGAGAGUUGGGUUUCCUGACGACCAACAAUGUUCCGUCCCUGGACGGCUGGGAGAUGCCACGUGACCACAUUGUCAUCAACCGCAAGCUGGGCGAAGGAGCGUUCGGCACUGUAUAUGGCGGUGAAGCGUUCAUAGUUGACAAGGGAUGGGUUGCUGUAGCGGUCAAGACUCUCAAAGUCGGAGCCAUCAUAGAAGAGAAACUGGACUUCUUGAGUGAAGCAGAAAUGAUGAAGCGCUUCGACCACAAAAACAUAGUACGAUUACUGGGCGUCUGCACCGUUGGCGAACCCGUCUACACCAUCAUGGAAUUCAUGCUAUACGGCGACCUCAAGACAUAUCUUCUGGCUCGUCGUCACCUCGUCAAGGAGCCUAACCGGAACCUCUCAGAUGAGGCGUCGGACAAGUGCCUCACCGCCAUGGCUCUGGACGUAGCCCGCGGGCUCAGUUACCUGGCAGACCUCAAGUACGUGCACCGUGACUUAGCCUGCCGGAACUGCCUCGUGAAUGCCGGUCGAACUGUCAAGAUCGGAGACUUCGGCAUGUGUCGUCCCAUGUACGACUCAGACUACUACCGUUUCAACAAGCGUGGUAUGCUGCCCGUGCGUUGGAUGGCGCCUGAGAGCCUCAACGAUGGCAUCUUCACUACAAUGUCGGACGUCUGGAGCUAUGGUGUGCUGCUGUAUGAAAUCAUCACAUUCGCUAGUUUUCCAUACCAAGGCCUAUCAAACAAUCAGGUGUUGGAGUAUGUGAAGAACUAUAAUACAUUACCUGUGCCGAGUGGGUGCAAGCCAGAACUAGAUGCCCUGCUACUGCGAUGUUGGGCGAGGAGUGCUCAGCAACGGCCGAGCGCGUGCGAGAUUGUCGAGAUCCUCGCCACCAACAGCACUCUCAUCUCACCGUGCCUCGACCUGCCGGUCGCCAGCGUUCAGGUGGAGGGAACGGACUCUCUCGAGUUUGCUGCCAUCGGCGACCGAAACCGUCUUCACUCCAUCUCAUCGCUGGGACGGAAGGCCGACUCAGCAAGCAACGCUGCGAACGCGGUUGACGCGACAAGUACCAGAGUUCCUCUGGUGCCCCACGGGAGUUCCCCGCCUUCUCUGCCUCGAAGCCAGUACGUUACUCUACGACAGUCUGCCCGUAUCCGAGGGUCCACAGACGGCGGCAUGCAGUGUACAGGUCUCGGGCAGACUAUCACCGCAGUAUAAAGAUGUGUUUUACGGACUCUGUCUUCAAAGGCAUUCUGUAGAAGCGAAUGGCAGCUCGAGCGUUUCUGAUGUGUGUGUGCCUGUAGAAAGUGUAGAAAUAACUUUUGAGAAAAAGCGUGUGACUAUGGCUUCAUCGUGUCUGAAGAACAAUGUUGAAAUAUUGAAAAGAGCCAAGGUAUUUUAACGCGUACAGCGGGUAUAUCAAGGUCUACUUUACAUAAUGGAAGGAAUCUCGUAGAUUAACGUUGCUUCAUGUACUCUGAAAGGAUAUCCGAGGCAACGCUGUUGACGUACGGAAGGGAAUUGAGAAGUAUAAAUCAAGCAUCUUAAGGGGCGUUCAAAGAAGACAGAGUGACAUGCUAUAACGUGUCGUCAUAUCUUGGCGUUCUUCCUCUAGAGUAUGUCUUGCUGUUGUGCACAAUACUCUUCAACAGACAUAUCUGUUUUUCCUCUUCAAUACCGGGUGCAACAGUAUGAACCCCAUGGGCUCCAGCACGCCACUGCAUACUGGAGACACUGUACCCCUUCAGACUUUUAUUUCCUGAAUGGCUGCACCUACACAAGAACCAUUCAGACACUGCCUCAAGCAACAAGGCAAUCUCAGGCACCUUCGAUUGCGACACCAUUUUGUGCUAUGUCUCCGUCGAAUAUGAAGUCACCAUUGGUCAUGACCGGAAGUGUCAACAUUUUUCUUCGUCCCACAUUGUCGGGAACAGAAGCAAUCAACAUUCAGUUCACGUCGUCAGCAGAAUCUGCAGGUCGGAUCUGCCGUAAACUGCCAUGUCCGACCCAGUUCAUCAGCCCGUAAAGCCCAGGAACUUUAGGAUACAAAAGUUUUACGUGUGCGACAUCGUGCUGUUGGUUCGAUUCACUUCAUUUUUCAACACCAUCAGUGCUACAGUUUCUCUUCCAAGCGUUGACCAUUCUAAUGGCAAGGCUUGAAGGAGUUGGUGCUGCAUUCGGUACCGCAUCGACAUGCCGAAUUCUAGUCCGCGCCUCCUCGCUUUUCUUUCUUUCGGUGGUCGAAGAUCAUCUACACGUGGAAUAUUGAACGCGCCAAAAAGUUUUGCUCUGUGAAUAUGCCAAGUGUGUAUCCGGAUGUGUGUGUCGGACUCAAGGUCAACUAACUCGUCUUUAUUAGGACACUGUGGCGACCAUCGUAUCAUUGACGUGGUAGCGUCUGUAAUGACCACAUUAGCAUUUGCUGGAGCAGCCGCGUAGUAAAAAUACUCCAGUGUGCAUGUUCGUCGUUUCUCUGCCUGCUGUGUAUAUAUUUAGAUGCCCCUAAGACAAAGUAAAGCGCCCCUUUUCAGCUAACUUAGUGCUUUACGGUGACUUGCUCUCGUAUUGCAGCUUUUUUGUUCUCAUUCUCUUAUCUUUUUCUCCCCUUAAUACGUUGUUCCAGAACAUCUAGAGAGGAUUUAUCGUUUUAUUUAAACACCUGUUCUAUUAUUUAUAUUUGUUUCCUUCGUUUUUUUCUGUUUUACAGCUCGUCUGUUAAAUACGCAGAUGGUAUUCUUUUGUGUUUGUCGAGAACGCUGAAAGCUGUAAGAGUGGAUCGCUUUAUAGCCGUUAUUGGCAUUUUGUAAAUAUGUAAAUAGAACAACAAACUGUUCCGUCUCAUAAAGAUCUUGCCUCUCAGGGCAUUGUUGUUAUAUGUAAGAGAAUGUUUCUAUUUUGCCGCGUUACUGUUGGGUGGUUUUAGCUUGUACAGAGCUCUAUGGCUUUUGUCUGUAUAGGGUACAGACCGCGUUUCCGCUAACACGUAUUCCGAGCGAGCAAUCAAACGGGCAAAAUAAUUCUCCUAGAACAAGGAAGACAAUGUUGGUUAUUCGUUUUUCUUGGGACUGUGCGGGGUGAGCUGAAUCAAAAACGAAAAUCAUGAGCAUCGAGAGUACAAAGUAGGGAGUAUUGUUGCAUGCCAAAUACUGUUAAAAGAUUACGUAUACGAAUGAGCGAAAAUAAAGUCUAUACAUACAAUG